AUGGUGGGUACUUGCCCGGCCUAUGAACUCCUCUCUUCAUCCUCGUCGUCAAAGCGUUGGAGUUACGUCGUGUUCUUGAGUUUCAAAGGCGAAGACACACGCAAAAACUUCACGGGUCACCUCCACAUGGCACUAAAAGACGUGGCAACCAAUGUCUUUAUUGACGAUGACGAGCUUAGAAGAGGGGAAGAUAUAUCAGCGAAGCUGGUGCGGGCAAUCGAAAUGUCCAGGAUCUCUGUCAUCGUAUUCUCGAGGAGCUAUGCCACUUCCAGUUGGUGUCUUGAGGAGCUUGUGAAGAUCAUGGAGUGUAAAAGAACACUAAGGCAAAUGGUUUUUCCAAUAUUCUAUGAUGUUGAUCCUUCAGAUGUGAGGAAACAGACUAGUAGUUUUGGAGAAGCAUUUGUGAAACACGCUGACCGCUUCCUGUUUGAUAUGGAUAGGAUGCUUACUGUUUCUGAAUACAAUUUACCUACCAGGCUUGAGGCAAAGUUUAUCAAGGAAAUUAUUGACGAGAUUACUAGGCACCUGAACGUCACAUACUUAUUUGAAGCUGUCUACCCAGAUCAGAUGAUGUUUGCAUAG
This is a messenger RNA of Prunus armeniaca (apricot), 582 nucleotides long. NCBI's taxonomy places the organism in Eukaryota, Viridiplantae, Streptophyta, Magnoliopsida, Rosales, Rosaceae. The record is from the annotation of a GenBank genome assembly.